This is a messenger RNA of Oppiella nova, 486 nucleotides long. Lineage: Eukaryota; Metazoa; Arthropoda; Arachnida; Sarcoptiformes; Oppiidae. The record is from the annotation of a GenBank genome assembly.
CCGGUAAAUGUUGGUAAAUAUGUAGCACCAGAAGUGAUAAGAAAUCUGGUUUGUGAUACCAGUGCCGACAUCUACAGCGCCGGUGAGAUAGCCAUGGUUAUGUUUCAUUUUGAUUUGGAUGAAGAUACCAAGAAUAAGGUGUCACUUACAGACGAUUCAAUUCCCCGCAAUUUUAUCGUCUAUUUAUACAAAACUUUGCUAAAAAUGCAAUCAAACGAUCCCAAAGUAAGGCCCACCGCUGGACAGAUACUUCAGAACAGGAACCACUUCCUGGUCGACAAUUAUCUUAAUAUAAACAGCUUUGAUAUUAAGAUGUUCAUAAUGGAGCACCCGCAUUGGAGCAAGUAUCACCAACAAAGUACGUACGCUGAGGAGAGCCAUGACAAAGUGUAUGUCCCCAUGUUACAUUUCUAUGUACUGUUCGAUGGGCAUGUAGUACUGUAUAACUUCAAGUGCAAGUACACGAGAUCGGCGGCGAGUACUGUA